Messenger RNA from Nymphaea colorata (pocket water lily), 2567 nucleotides. RefSeq lists its product as uncharacterized. Gene Ontology annotation, biological process: proteasome-mediated ubiquitin-dependent protein catabolic process. The transcript is spliced from 8 exons. Gene Ontology annotation, molecular function: protein binding. NCBI's taxonomy places the organism in Eukaryota, Viridiplantae, Streptophyta, Magnoliopsida, Nymphaeales, Nymphaeaceae. Gene Ontology annotation, cellular component: GID complex. The record is from RefSeq and is a predicted model, not a curated record. Bases 121 to 2091 code for a protein of 656 amino acids.
CACGGAAGACAGAUAUAAGACAGAAACAGGAAUAUAUAUAUAUAUAUAGACUCUCUCCCAGUCUGUUCUCUUCCCCAAACCGGCUGCUCCUGGAAACACCGCCAGAAUUCAACAGGGAGGAUGCCGGCGUCGGCCGCGCCGUCGCCGUCGUACGGUGGGAGCCAGCCGGAGGAGCUGAUAGCGCGGCUAAGCUCCGGAGAUCGGAAUUCUCGCCUGAAGGCUCUUCGGGAGCUGAAGAACCAGAUCAUCGGCAACAGGACCAAGAAGCUCUCCUACAUCAAGCUUGGCGCCGUUCCCCGCGUGGCGGAGAUCCUCGCCAGCGACUCCCUUGACGCCCCGCUUCUCGUGCAGUCAGCUGCCACCAUCGGCAGCUUCACCUGCGGCGUCGACUCCGGUGUUACCGCAGUCCUUGACAGCGGUGCCGUCCCUCUCCUCAUCCGCACUCUGUCCAACCCCGACCAGAAGGUUGUUGAUGCUGCUGCUCGCUCUUUACGGAUGAUUUUUCAGUCAAAAUUGGCCCCGAAAUAUGACUUGUUUCAAGAUGAAAAUAUGGGUUUUCUGCUCUCUCUUUUGAAUAGUGAGAAUGAAAAUGUGACAGAACUUGCAGGUAGUAUCAUUACAAGAUCUUGCGAGACAAGUUUCGAACAACAAGCAUUAUGUAAUGCAGGUGUUUUACAGAGGAUUGUCAGUUUACUAAGUGGUUCUACAAGCCAGAGGGAUGCUAGUUUGGAUUCUUUAGCUGCUAUCAUAAAGAACAACUAUGAGACUGUUUCUAGAUUCAUUUCCCUUGAAGAUGGGAGAGCUUUGAAUGCUGUUGUUGACUUUAUUAAGGACAGAGCACCUCGUACAAGGCUUCUUGCCUGUGUGUGUUUGAUAGCUAUUGGACAUGCAUGUCCUUGUUAUAUGCAUGACCUACAACUGAAAAUUAAGAUGGUACUGAUACUAACUCAGCUUAUUGAGGAGCCUGGACGGCCUGGUGACGAAUCUCCCUUUGCAUUAAAAGAACUUAUGAGCAGUAGUAUGGAGCUGCAGAAUGCAUCAGUUUCUGUCACUGCUGUUGAGAAAAUUUGCGACUUUCUGCCAAGAGCAUCGUUGCAGAACAGACGUUUUGAGGGAGUUUUGCUAGUACUGGCAGAGAUAUGUUCAAAAGUAGAGGAAAGGAGGAGCCAGUUACUGGACUCAAAGGUAUUUCAUUUGGUGAUUGAAGCAUUAAAACACGACUGUUCUGGGGUCCGUACUGCCGCUUCUAAUUGUAUUAGAAGUGUUUCGCGCUCUGUUAAGCAUUUGAGUGCAGGCUGUUUUACCAAUGAAACAACCAUUACAAACCUGAUCCAACUAUUGAAUGACACAAGUACAGCAGUACAGGUGGCUGCUCUUGGCGCCAUUAGUAACAUUGCGGUUGAUUUUAAGAGCCAGAGGUCAAUUUUCUUCAAGUGUGGAGGUGUUAAACAACUUGUACAUCUUUCCAAGUCCAUGGAUCCUGUUCUCAGGCUUAAGGCUGUCUUAGCUUUGAGAAACAUGGUCUUCCUGGCAGAUGGGAUGAGCAAACAAAAUGUUCUUUUGGAGCUCACUGUAUCUACAUUGACAAGCCUAAUUUGUGAUCCUGAGUCUUUUGUUCAAGUGCAAGCCAUGGCCUUUGUUCGAAAUCUUAUGGAUGGAUGUGUGGAAUCUAUUGAUCUUGUGUUCGCAGAAGACAGUGUUAUCAUGAAUGCAGUGACUAGGCAAUUGUGGAAUUCUUCGAGAUCAGAAGUUUGUACUCAGGGAAUGUAUGUGCUAAGCAAUGUCGCCACUGGCAGUGAGUUCCACAAGGACGAAGUGAUGCGUCGCCUUCUUCCAUCUGCAGCAGAGGGAUGCAAUCCUUCUGUUUUGAUUAGGUUCUUGCAGGACAACAAUGAUGAGCUUCGUGUGGCAACUAUUUGGUGUAUUGUGAACCUCACUCACCCUUGGUGCCUUGGAGUGACUAAUCGGAUUGGAAAGCUACGGAGUGCUGGUGUGAUCUGUCAAGUUAAGAGUAUGGACAAUGACCCCUGCCUGGAUGUGAAGUUCCGGGUGAGAAUGGCUAUUGAACAAUGGAUGACUAUUUCAACCUGAAUAUUUCUUGGAGACUUGCUGACUCCAAGUUGAACUUCACUGCACGCAAAUCUCUCAUGCUAGUACAAGUGAUCAAAGUAGCGAAAGAAGAACUGGAGAUGAACUUGUAUGUUCUUCACAAACGAGAACGGGAAGCUUCAAUGGUGUUGCGUGACACCUUUUGUGAGCAUGGUUGGCACUUUUACAGCUUGCCGGCUAAAAGGCACAAAAAUAGUUUUGCUCUUGCCAUUUGGUGGUUCAGAGUUUGACCAUCGUUUUGUAUCAAUUACUUUUCUUUCAGUCGGCAUCUUCCCAAACCUUGAGUACGCCAACUCCAUAGAGGAUAACGGGUUGGUAUUGUCAUUAUGCUACUUGAAAAUUAAUAUUCGUCCUGUACAUAGUGGGAAUCAAGCCCCACGAUACAGAUUCACCUGUGACAAGGAAAUAGUUGUACUUAAACGAACUACUUUGGUAUCUUAUGUCCAGAAGGUUCUACA